AGGGAAUGCAGGACGCUUGAAAAACGUGGAUUCACUGGAUCAUUUUUACAGAAAAUCUUGCAAAUGUGGCAAGAGAGUUGAUCAUCGGCAAGUGGCCUUCGUUAAAGUGGAAAAAAUGAACUGGAAAAAAAUACGCUUGCUUACAAAUUAAUUUAAUCGAGUCAUGGAUGUCUCGGUAAAUAAGCAAAAAAGAAUGUCGAGGAAAUGUCACGAAAAAAGCAAAUGACUUCAAAGUUGCGGAGGUAAAUUACCUAUCUCAGGUUACACAACUUCAAAAUCAAAACCGGAUAUUUCUGUCAGGUUUUUAGAGGGUGUGAACAGCACAACAAAUGUAUCGUUUGAACAAACAUGGGCAAUUCAAGCACAACAACUCAUCGAAAAUCAAAGCAGAGUCUGAAAAAAAGUCAGAUACGUGGAUCAGAUAAAGGUCCAAGACCCGAUAUUUACGUAACAGUGUCAGAUGCAUCAAGUUCGCAGAAAACAACAAGUCGUGAAGUGAAGAGUCCCGGGGCAUCUGAAGGAUCAAUUCGUAAUCAGACAGAUAAAUAUCCAUCGGACUCCAGAAGCAACACUCCAAAGAACAACCGCGAGAACACUGUCGAUGUUUUGAUGACAAGCUCACCACAGAUUCGUCGCAGCUUAGCGCAAAGAAAUUCUAUCAAUCUUUCUGGCAGAUGUAAAGACAUCGACUCUCGUGCUGAUGACGAGACAUCGGCCGUGACGCUGGAGCCGCUGGAACACGAGUGGAUGAUGUGCGCAUCUGACGGACAGUGGGAGAGUCUCUACCGGCUGCUCGUCAGCGAUCCCACACUCAUAAACAGAAAAGAUUUCGUUACUGGUUUCACCUGUCUGCACUGGGCUGCAAAGGUCGGGAAACAUGAACUCAUUGUAAUGCUUGUCAACUUUGCCAAAGAACACAAAGUGGCCAUAAACGUUAAUGCGCGUUCCAGCGCAGGUUACACGCCUCUGCAUUUGGCGGCGAUGCACAAUCAUAUCGAGGUGGUGAAAUUAUUAGUCGGAGCGUUUGACGCCGAUGUAGAGGCUCGAGAUUUCAAUGGGAAAAAAGCGUGUCAGUACCUGAAAAGCGACCUUGCGCAAAACAUUCUCGACAUUGUGGGUGCGUGUGGUGUUGACAGUGACGCAGAAAACGCGAACACUGAAGACGCGAGUCGCUGGAGACUGUCAAGAAUUAUUCAGGCCAAUUUCAGACCACUUAAACCACCAAACCACAGCGAAGAGGACGCGCGUGAAAGUGGCGCGUUGACUAAGCAAAAACCUCUCCGCAGGAAAUCUUCCUUUACUAAAAUGAAACCGAGUCUUCACAGAAUCCGGACGCGGACGCAGAUAGUUCACAGCACUUCUAUCGUGGAUAGAUUUGACAAAGAAGAGAUUUCGAAUCCAUUAAGACCCAAAUCAAAUCUCUUUGGUUGACACUGAAGAACUGAAACAAUGCGCUGGAUAUCUGCAGUAUUAUCUAUAUUGUAAAUAGAAGCGAUUUGGAUUUAUACAGUGUUGGAAAUGGGCGAGAUUCCCUGGUGGAUUAUAGUUAUGGACGUAUAGAUGCACUACAUUCUGCGACAUUUCUGGAUAAUCUGGACACCAUUUAGAAAUCCUCUUCAUUUUGGACGGAAUGGAUAUUUAUUUGGGCUCUAUAUUCUUCUAAACAUUAUUUUUCCAGGUUCUUCACUUUGAGUUGUACCUUUCAUAAACUCUUUAAUGCCUGCAUAUUACUGAUUAUUUUUAUGCUGAAAUUUAGGUUACAUUUGGGAUUAUGGAUGGUUUUAGCAACUCACAAAAAAAAAGAAAAACAAUAAAGCAAUCCAUCAAAAGGUUGCAAUAUAAAAACGGACAAUGGUGCCAUUCUGUAGUAGUACUGUAUAUAGUAAUUACUAACAUUUAUUCUAUAGUGUUCUGUAGUAUUCACUAUAAUGCACUCAUAUUCUGUACUGUAGUAAAUACAGUAGUAUACUUUAAUGUUUUACUAUGAUAGUGUUCAAAAAUAAUAUAACAUCUACAGCAGGAUUUCUAAUACAGUAUACUAUCGAAACUACUAAAGUAUAGGCCUACUACAUGAUUUUGAAUGUGGAAAGUUUCAACAAUUGCUAGAUCACCUGUUGGAUCUAAUGUUAGGGAAUUGCUGUUUUUUUUAGUAAAGAAUUAGUAUUCAACAUUUUCAUGUGAAGUGUUCUCUGAAGAGAUGGGUUUUUAGCCAUUAACAGCCCUAGAGGAUUGUAUGGGAUGCAGCUGAUUGGCCAGAGUUUGAAAAAAAAUUGAAAGCACUUUAGAAAUAAAAUUCAACUGAAUAAAAUUAUUUGAUGAAAUGAA
This is a messenger RNA of Misgurnus anguillicaudatus (oriental weatherfish), 2325 nucleotides long. RefSeq names its product sosondowah ankyrin repeat domain family Cb (gene sowahcb). Lineage: Eukaryota; Metazoa; Chordata; Actinopteri; Cypriniformes; Cobitidae. The record is from RefSeq and is a predicted model, not a curated record. Gene Ontology annotation, molecular function: protein binding.